AAUCAGAAUGAAUUAGAAAAAUUGUACAUGUAACGCAAUAACAAAAUGUGUAAUUGUUGCAAAAGGUUUCAUCACAAAUGCACGAAACUGAAAGUGUGCAACUUCCUGGAAACGACCCACUUUUUCUUUCCAGGCUUGCAAAUAGAGCUGUGUUCCACGAACGGGAGUGACCUCCCUUUUAUAUGAUGAAUAUAUUUACGAUUUUCUGGCGGGCGUCUCCAAAAGCAAGCAGGUGUUUUAGUCUGUUCGCAAAGUCAAAGCUUGAUCGUCGAAGCGUGGACAAUAUGACUUACUACGUUUCAUUUGCGGACAAACCCGUUUGUUUCAUACAAACUGAAAAUACUGACAAGGGAAGUGCUUCAGAAUAUAAGGAACUGAGAAAACAAGUGUCGUCCUGUCUUCCCGGCACAAUUACAGAAAACACACUCUUUGUGGCCGAACAAACUGGUUUGGAAUGUUCCGAUGCUCUCACAGGGUAUAUACAGUCAUGUAUUACUCUCUACAGACUGAAGCGGUCGAUCGACUCUGGCGCUCACCAUCUUGCCUUCGGCACGCGGCUUGACAGCACUGUCGCAUGUGGCAGCAGAAACUCCCAAGACCUCGACGGGGAGCAUCUCAAAAGGUGCUUAUUUGUUUGCUCCAAAAAGAAUACAACGUCAACAGUCCCACCUCUCUUAAACAUGACGAUCCCUGGAGAUGUGUGUGUUUCUACAUUUGUUCAAAGAGAUGAGACAAACGUUUUUGAGCGGAAGAUACUAGAGUCUGAUUCAUCAGAAGUAAAACGUUCACUUUUUCGGCUUUACUGUCCAAAACAUGCCAGCACAAAUAAAUACAAGAUUCCACCCAUGUUCAACACCCCAUCGUGCAGCCCUGUGUUUCACAGUUUUGAAAGAACAAUGGAUAUUUUAGCCAGAGUGUCGGAUAUGCCGGAAGUUCGGGAGCUAUUGUCAAUUGGAAAAAAAGAACUUCCUGGGAGCGUGAACAUUGAAUCACUUCAGUCUCAGUUAAAGCAUCCUUUUGUUGUGGUGGAAGGCAUGGAUGCUGCAGGGAAGACAACUCUGACCGAGACUCUGGAGCACAAGAUGCAAGCAGCAAGAUACCACACUCCACCUCCUUGUAUUCAACAUCUCAGGAAAUUCUUUGAUCCUAUGCCGGAAAUUGUCCGAAGAGCAUAUUACUCCUUGGGGAACUACAUUGUGGCAGUUCAGAUUGCCGAGGAAUGUCAACAAAAAGCUGUCAUAAUGGAUAGGUUCUGGCACAGUACGGCCGCCUACGGUAUCGCCAAUGAGACAUCCUUGAGUGAUCAGCCCCCUCCAGGUCACAUCACCUACAACUGGCCAUGUGACCUACUUCGACCAACCGUGGUCUUGUUCCUGAACGUAACAGAGGAUGUUCGCAAACAGAGGAUGAACUUCCGAGAAGCAGCCAUGACCUAUGAAGAGCAGAGACUUGACACUGAUGCCUUGUUCAGACAAAGGUUGUGUGAAGCCUACAAGAGAAUGGGAAACCCAGCUUGCACAGAAAUUGAUGCAUCCGGAACUCGAGAGACAGUGGUUGACCUCACACUGUCGGCACUGCAUCAACAUAGGGUCGUGUUGACCUGAGGUCAUGCCAAGGUCAGCUUUAGGACACAUGAAUGCUAGAAUUGACUUCCUGGAACUCGAGAGACAGUGGUUGACCUCACACUAUUGGCACUGCAUCAACAUAGGGUCGUGUUGACCUGAGGUCAUGCCAAGGUCACCUUCAGGACAUGUGAAUGUUAGAAUUGACUUCCUGGAACCCCAUCAAAACGACACUUCAAUCUGUUCAAGAAGGAAUCGAGGUUGUGAUAAUUAGCAGUCUUUGGAGCUUCUUGAAACAACCCUUGACUCUUUUCUGUGAAUUCAAGUUGUAUCAUUUAGAUUAGUAUAGGAUGAAUGAGAAUCUAAUCUUGUUAAAAUCAGAUCUUUUGCUCUGACAUGACAAGUCUUUCUACAUUAGGAUAGGACAACCCCUUAUGUUAGGUCACAUCAGGUUAACCUCCCGAACAACCAAUCAGUGUCUCUGGCAGUAUGAGCAAGAGAAUCAUAGUAUCCAGAAAUUAGACAUAAAAGGGCAGUUCCAAAUGAUAAAUAUUAAAGCCUGAGCUAUGAUAUUGUGGUAAUUCAUUACACCCUGUAUGCACCAUGGCAUCUACACCCAAGAGGGUGUACAAUCAAGGGAAUGUUUGUUUUCUGUGUAGGUUUUCCUUUGUUAAGAUCGAAACGAGGCUAAGUGGUAAAGAAAUGAAGCUGAAUUUUUUAGAAUGCUGAUAUCUGACAAGCGGAAAAACCUACCAAUCCAUCCUUCAGAUGACAGGACAUGGAUGGUUGUCUAAGGUGCCGCAAGUUAAUGUACAGAGUUGUGUCCCUUGGGCACACCAGAAACCUAUGAUUGAACCUAUCCCGGUUCGUCCCAAUUAUGUUUCUAGAUUUGUCAGCACCAUACCCGUGUU
Molecule: messenger RNA, 2473 nt
Organism: Haliotis rufescens (red abalone)
Lineage: Eukaryota; Metazoa; Mollusca; Gastropoda; Lepetellida; Haliotidae
Exons: 5
Coding region: 183-1604 (473 amino acids)
Biological process (GO): dTDP biosynthetic process; dTTP biosynthetic process; dUDP biosynthetic process
Cellular component (GO): cytoplasm; mitochondrion
Molecular function (GO): dTMP kinase activity
Source: RefSeq, a predicted model, not a curated record